Ceratotherium simum simum (southern white rhinoceros) is the source of this 2158-nucleotide messenger RNA. RefSeq names its product palmitoyl-protein thioesterase 2 (gene PPT2). Gene Ontology annotation, cellular component: lysosome. The record is from RefSeq and is a predicted model, not a curated record. Lineage: Eukaryota; Metazoa; Chordata; Mammalia; Perissodactyla; Rhinocerotidae. Gene Ontology annotation, molecular function: palmitoyl hydrolase activity; thiolester hydrolase activity.
GGGUGGGGUCCGCCUGGGCUGGUUUCAGCCCUCCUCCCGCGGACGACGAAAUGCGGAGGAUAGCUUUCCCUAGUCUAUCCGCCAGCGCCCCCCUGGGGAAACAGAACUUCGUGUUCCGCUGCGGAGCCGGACGCCUGAAUUGAGUAGUUGGGCGAAUCAAGGCAGGGAAAUCGGACUCCUGGGUCGCUGGUGCAGCAGAGCCUGGAGAGGCCUUCUUUCGAUUCCUAGGAUAUGUUUGCUGCUUCUUCCUCUCCCCACGGUUUAAAUGGAUCGCUCCGCCUAUCUCCUCCCCCGCUCCUAGGGCGCAGUGGAGUGUUCCAUUGCCCCUCCGGUCCCGGGCCUGCGUUGCAGGGGACGCAGGCACGGUUGCCAGGGAAAGCCCCGGACGUGACGGCUAAGCGCGACCCCGAGCAGCCUCCCCUCUCCCAUCCGUCAUUCCCCUGCGCGCGCUGUCCUCACACCCUUCCCCUCCCCCCACCCCGUGGGUUCCAGACGAGGGAGAAGUAAACAGCUGACGGAGCAAGGCUUACGGACCCAGGCCAGGCGGGAGCAUGCUGGGGCUCCGGGGGCCGCGGCUCCCCGCGGCGGGGAUCCUGCUCCUGUUGCUGUUCCUGCUGCUGCUGCUGCUGCUGCCCGCAGCCCCUGCGCCCCAUCGCGCUUCCUACAAGCCGGUCAUUGUGGUGCACGGGCUCUUUGACAGCUCGUAUAGCUUCCGCCACCUGCUGGAAUACAUCAACGAGACACACCCCGGGACUGUGGUGACAGUGCUCGAUCUCUUCGAUGGGAGAGAGAGCUUGCGGCCCCUGUGGGAACAGGUGCAAGGGUUCGGAGAGGCUGUGGCCCCCAUCAUGGCAAAAGCCCCUCAAGGGGUGCAUCUCAUCUGCUACUCGCAGGGGGGCCUGGUGUGCCGGGCACUGCUCUCUGUGAUGGAUGAGCACAAUGUGGAUUCUUUCAUCUCUCUCUCAUCUCCACAGAUGGGGCAGUAUGGAGACACAGACUAUUUGAAGUGGCUGUUCCCCACCUCCAUGAGGUCAAACCUCUACCGGAUCUGCUAUAGCCCCUGGGGCCAGGAAUUCUCCAUCUGCAACUACUGGCACGACCCCCACCACGAUGACUUGUACCUCAAUGCCAGCAGCUUCCUGGCCCUGAUCAAUGGGGAAAGAGACCAUCCCAAUGCCACUGCAUGGCGGAAGAACUUUCUUCGUGUGGGCCGCCUGGUGCUGAUUGGGGGCCCUGAUGAUGGUGUUAUUACCCCUUGGCAAUCCAGCUUCUUUGGUUUCUAUGAUGCAAAUGAGACAGUCUUGGAGAUGGAGGAACAACUGGUUUAUCUGCGAGAUUCUUUUGGGUUGAAGACUCUCUUGGCGCGGGGGGCCAUUGUGAGGUGUCCGAUGGCUGGGAUCUCCCACACGGCCUGGCACUCCAACCGCACCCUUUAUGAGACAUGUAUUGAACCUUGGCUCUCCUGAGGACGUCCCCAGGGAUCCACCAGGAUCUCCCUGGCCCAGACACCAAGUGGUGGCCUUGGAAAGCAGAUGUCAGGCUCUGGUGUGCCUGUGACCACCUCAUUGCUCCCACACUGCCCUUACCAACCAGGGCUCCCAAGACCUGCCUCCUCUGCUCCUCCAUGAAUGACAAAUCCUGGUCUUCCCCACCUCAUGUUCUCUCACUGGGGGGUUGCUCCAUGCUCUCCCAUUUUCCCAAGGCCUCGGUUGGGAAGUGAGAAACCAGGUUUUAACUUGUGGCUGCUCCUGCUGCUGCUGCUCCUCUGUCUCUGGCCCUACAGGAGGAGAACCCAGCCCCUGCCCACCACAGGGGUCUCCUUCCAGGCCACUCAGGACAUUUUUAGCUUCUGGUCUCCUAUGUUCCCUUUUCCUCUGAACUCGCUGUCGUCAGUGCUCCCAACCCCCAGGAAGAGACUGCCCAUGAGAGUGGGGUUCUGAGGCUCCCCUAUGGGGACAGUUCCGUUCUUGAAGUGUCAGUGUUGGGGAAUAUCUGUGGCCUGCGAGGCCCAUCUCAGGUUUGGGGAUCCCCCAGUCCCUAUGUUCAGUGUUGGGGUACCCCUGGGAGCCUAGUUUCUUUGAGGCCCCAGCCCCUCUUUUAUCUACCCUUGAAUGGGUGUUACCCCUGUAUUUAUGGAAAUAAAGUUCCAUUUCCUCAG